Molecule: messenger RNA, 4851 nt
Organism: Conger conger (European conger)
Lineage: Eukaryota; Metazoa; Chordata; Actinopteri; Anguilliformes; Congridae
Product: NACHT, LRR and PYD domains-containing protein 12-like
Exons: 16
Coding region: 269-4276 (1335 amino acids)
Molecular function (GO): protein binding
Source: RefSeq, a predicted model, not a curated record
GGCAAGAGUCUUGUGCUUCUAACAAGCUAUGGUACAGAUGGAGGAUGCGGUCACAAUUUUGUGGACAUGGACAUUAUUUUAGCCAGAGGACGCGAUCCUGGGAGGAGAUCUGACCUCUGUUGGGGGCUGGCUUCAAGCUCGUGCUACAGUAUUGGUUACAGUAGCUUGCGGCCAGCUUGGAGGUGAGGACCACAGAGAGUAGGCAUCUACUCAUCUUGGAUCAGUCCCUCUCCAUUCCUCCAUCACAGCUCAGAGUGGAGGCAGUGCCAUGGACCACAGUAAGCAGAGCCUUACUGAUGUUGGAUCACCCCCUACCUCUAUCACAGCUCAAAGUGGAGGCAGUGCCAUGGACCACAGUAAGCAGAGCCCUACUGAUGUGGGAUCACCCCCUACCUCUAUCACAGCUCAGAGUGGAGGCAGUGCCAUGGACCACAGUGAGCAGAGCCCUACUGAUGUGGGAUCACCCCCUACCUCUAUCACAGCUCAGAGUGGAGGCAGUGCCAUGGACCACAGUGAGCAGAGCCCUACUGAUGUGGGAUCACCCCCUAUCUCUAUCACAGCUCAGAGUGGAGGCAGUGCCAUGGACCACAGUGAGCAGAGCCCUACUGAUGUGGGAUCACCCCCUAUCUCUAUCACAGCUCAGAGUGGAGGCAGUGCCAUGGACCACAGUGAGCAGAGCCCUACUGAUGUGGGAUCACCCCCUACCUCUAUCACAGCUCAGAGUGGAGGCAGUGCCAUGGACCACAGUGAGCAGAGCCCUACUGAUGUGGGAUUGCCCCCUAUCUCUAUCACAGCUCAGAGUGGAGCCAGUGCCAUGGACCACAGUAAGCAGAGCCUUACUGAUGUGGGAUCACCCCCUAUCUCUAUCACAGCUCAGAGUGGAGGCACUGCUGCAGUACCAGUGAUACAUCAAUCUACUGUUGAAUCAGUGACUGUCAAUUAUAUCUUCCAGUCUGAUAACAAAAGUAUUACCCCAGGAACUGAGCAGGAGACAGGGCUGGGAGGCACACAGAAAGACAACCUACAAGGAAACCUGAAGAAAGAAACAAGAGAAUCCAUAAUAAAAGACCAACAUAACCUGAAAGAGUAUCUGAAGAAUCUUUUUGACCGCAUAUUUCAAAGUUCAGCAGAACAGACCCUCCCCAAUGAGAUCUAUACAGAACUCUACAUCACAGAGGGGGGAAGUGGGGGGGUCAAUAAUGAGCACGAGGUCAGACAGAUUGAGACGGCAUCCAAGAGACAAACCACCCAGGAGACUCCAAUCCUCUGCAAUGACAUCUUUAAGCCUUUACCUGGCCAAAAGAAACGCAUCAGAACUGUGCUUACAAAGGGCAUCGCUGGCAUUGGGAAAACCGUCUCUAUGCAGAAGUUCAUUCUGGACUGGGCAGAAGGAAAAGCCAAUCAGGACAUUGAUUUUAUCUUCCCUCUUCCUUUCCGUGAUCUUAAUUUGGAGGAGAGAGAAUUUAGUCUGGUGGAACUUCUCCAGGAUUACUUUCCAGAACUUACUUUCCUGAAUAAUUUUUCCCCAGAAGAGAUUAAAAUGAUUGAUCAUGAGGUAAAGGUUUUGUUCAUCUUUGAUGGUCUAGAUGAGUGUCGACUUCCUCUAAAUUUCGAGAGCAAUGGAAUUUGGCGUAAUGUAGAAAAACCAGCCUCAGUGCAGAAGCUACUGAGAAAUCUUAUUGCGGGGGUAUUGCUUCCCUUUGCUCUCGUCUGGAUCACCUCCCGACCAGCAGCAGCCAGUCAGAUUCCACAGAAGUACAUCCACCGAGUGACAGAGGUACAUGGGUUCAAUGACCCACAGAAGGAGGAGUACUUCAGAAAGAGAGUCAGCGAUCAGAACCAGGCCAGCAGAAUUAUCUCACACUUGAAGUCAUCCAGGAGUCUCUACAUCAUGUGCCACAUACCAGUCUUCUGCUGCAUUUCUGCUACUGUUCUGGAGACAAUGUUGGAUGAAACUGAGAGUGGAGAUGUGCCCAAAACUCUGACUGAAAUGUACACGCACUUCUUGCUCAUUCAGACCUGUAUGAAGCAUGAGAAAUAUCAUGGCUCCAAUGAGACAAACCCAGAGAAAUUGUCAGAUAUAGAAAUCAUCCUGAAACUGGGGAAGCUGGCCUUUCAACAGCUGAAAAAGGGCAAUCUGAUAUUCUAUGAGAAGGACCUGAGGGGGAGUGGCAUUGAUGUCAGCGAAGCUUCAGUGUACUCUGGUGUGUGCACAGGGAUCUUUAAAUUUCAGCGUGGGUUACAUAAGGAGAAUGUCUACUGCUUUGUGCAUCUGACCAUUCAGGAGUUUCUGGCUGCCUUGUUUGUAUUUCAUUCAUGUGUAAAUGAGAACAGAAAUGUACUCAGAGCUCAAUUUCACAUUGGCCAAGUGCAGCUGUCUGAGUUACACAGAAUGGCAGUGGAUCAGGCCUUAGACAGUACAGAUGGACACUUAGACCUUUUCCUCCGAUUCCUUCUUGGCUUGUCUCUGGACACCGUUCAAAGUCUCUUUGGAGAACAACUGACACAGACAGGACGCAGACACAAGAAGUCUUUCUUUCAAAGACUAUGGACACCGACAGAAAGCAGAUCAGAGAGCACUCAGAAAACAGUCCAGUACAUUAAGCAGAAGAUCAGAAAGGAAUCUUCAGCAGAGAGGAUUAUCAAUCUGUUUCACUGUCUGAAUGAACUGAACGACAACUCUCUUGUGGAGGAAAUCCAGAAUUCCCUGAGAUUGGGAAAACUUUCUGAUAAACAGCUGGAACCACACCAAGUUUCAGCUCUAGCCUUUGUGUUACUGAUGUCAGAGGAGACCCUGGAUGAGUUUGACUUGAAGACCUACCACAAAUCAGCAGCAGGUCGUCAGAGGCUGAUACCAGUGGUCAGGAACUGCAAGAAGGCCAUACUGAGCGCCUGCAACCUCACAGAGACGUCCUGUGAUAUUGUGGCCUCAGCUCUCCAGUCAUCAAACUCACCCCUGAGAGAUCUGGACCUCAGCAUCAAUAAGCUGAGCAUUUCAGCAGUGGAGCGGCUCUGCGCUGGCCUGACAAGUCCAAACUGUAAUCUACAGAAACUGGCACUGAGCACCUGCAACCUCACAGAGACGUCCUGUGAUAUUGUGGCCUCAGCUCUCCAGUCAUCAAACUCACCCCUGAGAGAUCUGGACCUCAGCUUCAAUAAGCUGAGCAUUUCAGCAGUGGAGCGGCUCUGCGCUGGCCUGACAAGUCCAAACUGUAAUCUACAGAAACUGGCGCUGGUUUGGUGUUAUCUCACAGAGGGCUGCUGUGAUGUUCUGGCCUCAGUCCUGCACUCUCCUCACUCAGAGCUGAGAGACCUACAGCUCGAUUUCAACAACCUGCAGGAUUCAGGAGUGAGAGCGCUCUCUGCUGGACUGGAGAACCCACACUGUAAACUACAGAGACUGGGGCUGGGUCAUUGUAAUCUCACAGAGGGCUGCUGUGAUGUUCUGGCCUCAGUCCUGCACUCUCCUCACUCAGAGUUGAGAGACCUACAGCUCGAUUUCAACAACCUGCAGGAUUCAGGAGUGAGAGCGCUCUCUGCUGGACUGGAGGACCCACACUGUAAACUAGAGAUACUGGGGCUGGGUCGGUGUAAUCUCACAGAGGGCUGCUGUGAUGUUCUGGCCUCAGUCCUGCGCUCUCCUCACUCAGUGCUGAGAGACCUAGAGCUCAGAGGCAACAACCUGCAGGAUUCAGGAGUGAGAGCGCUCUCUGCUGGACUGGAGGACCCACACUGUAAACUACAGAGACUGGGGCUGUCAGACUGUCGAGUCAAACGGAUAGGCUGUGAUUCUCUGGCGUCAGCUCUGCGUUCAAACCCCUCACACUUGAGACAGUUGGACCUGGAAGAAAAUGACCUAGGAGGCUCACAAUUGAGAGCACUCUCUGCUGCUAAACCGGACACACUCACACUGCUGCUGUCAGACUGUCGAGUCAAACGGAUAGGCUGUGAAUCUCUGGCGUCAGCUCUGCGUUCAAACCCCUCACACUUGAGACAGUUGGACCUGGAAGAAAAUGACCUAGGAGGCUCACAAUUGAGAGCGCUCUCUGCUGCUAAACCGGACACACUCACACUGCUGCUGUCAGACUGUCGAGUCAAACGGAUAGGCUGUGAUUCUCUGGCGUCAGCUCUGCGUUCAAACCCCUCACACUUGAGACAGUUGGACCUGGAAGAAAAUGACCUAGGAGGCUCACAAUUGAGAGCGCUCUCUGCUGCUAAACCGGACACACUCACACUGCUGACCAGGACCAGGACCAGGACCAGGACCCACCUUUGAAAUUGGUCUCUCUCAGCACUCAGGGAGGAUCUUGGCAGCAAACAAACAAACGGCCCCCGUUCUUUUCCUCCUUUGUAGGAUAAAUUCACAGAACAAGGUGUUCUAUCUCUGUUCUAUGACAAAUCAAUCGCAAGUCAAAAUCAGAUUAAACCGUCAAACUGUCAGAGUUGAGCAAGCUGGUUCCUCCAAAACACUCAAAAGCUUCAUGUCAAAGGUAUACCAAUAUGUAUGCUGCCUAUUACUCAUGUACUCAAUAUGUAUGCUGCCUAUUACUCAUGUACUCAAUAUGUAUGCUGCCUAUUACUCAUGUACUCAAUAUGUAUGCUGCCUAUUACUCAUGUAAUCAAUAUGUAAUCCAGUGAACCUAUAUAAUUAAUUACGGAUGAGCUAAUGGAAACGCAAGAAACCACAGUGUCAACUGUAGAAAAAAAGCAAAAGAAUGCGUCUGGCUGAAAAACCACACUUACUCAUUUAGAAGAAAACAUUAAUCAAAUAUUAAAUAUGAUUAAGUAUGCCUGUAUAUUUUCAAACUGAUAAACUGCUCAGUUGUGCUAGUGCAAGUACACAGUGACCCA